AUGCUGGACGUCGAAAACUACCACAAGGACUGCUACGACCACGAGCUGCAACACACCCUGCAUUUUAUAUCUGUUGCAUAUCUACUCCAUCUUGAGAUCGACCAUGAAGCGCACCGGAAAGAACAACCAAAGCAACAAGAAGAACCGUCGCAAGGUGCUUGUGGGGUACUCCCAAGCAAGUUCCAGUUGCUGCUGAAGCUCCUCCGAGAAGCCAGCUCCCAAGAAGGCUACCGUGAAGAAAGCAGCUGGGAAGAAGCAACUACCUUGAAGCCAACCGCGGUUACCCCUGUUGCAAAGGCCGACCCUGCUGACAAGGUUGACGUGGGAACGUUGCUACAAGACCCUGCCGUCAACAAGCUCCUCACCAUGCUAACCAACCAGCCUGGUCUGUUCACUCAGGUCGCCAAUUCAGCUGCUGCAGUCGCCGACACUUCAGCAGCAUCCAACAACGACGACUCGGUCUCCGAAACAGCGUCGUGGAAGUCGUCGCCGCCACUUCCAAGAAGGUCCCCAAGACAACUAGAGCUGGAACUGCCGUCGCGAUCAAACAAGAAAGCAAGCCUGCCGGAAUGA
This is a messenger RNA of Seminavis robusta, 573 nucleotides long. The record is from the annotation of a GenBank genome assembly. NCBI's taxonomy places the organism in Eukaryota, Bacillariophyta, Bacillariophyceae, Naviculales, Naviculaceae.